AUGUCCUGGGCAGCAUCACGGGAGACGAAGCGUGUCGAGGAUCGUGCCUACUCUCUUCUCGGUAUUUUCAAUAUCAAUAUGUCAAUGAUAUAUGGCGAAGGACCCAAAGCUUUUCGUCGCCUUCAGGAGGAAAUAUCCCGGGAGACGAACGACCUUUCCCUGUUCGCGUGGAAGAGCCCUUCCCGGGAGGAAGCGAGAUGCCAGAUGUUCAGAGGCAUCUUUGCGAGGUCUCAAAGCGAAUUCAGCGCCUGUUCAACAUUGCAAAGGUCUGGCACGAGACAUGACUCACAAAGCGAGUUUACUCUUACCAACAAAGGUGUUCGGUUUGAGACGAAGUUGUACAAGCAUUCACAGGGCACGUACGUCAUGUAUCUGGGUUUUAGCAUGCAAGAGACACCCGUCUGCAUUAUUCUCACACGCACAUCAGAAGGCUUCAUUCGAAGCGAACCUUGGUCGUUGACGUACGAGCACUCAUGGAACCUAUCCAGGAUUCAUAUCACUUUUACAAUCCACGUCCAGAAGGAUGUAAGCCUCCAAGAAGAGGCCACAUUCCGGAGACAGAGGCAUAGGCCAUUCCAUGUCAACAUAGACCUUCAGACAUCCCUGAAGCUCGAAAAGCUUGAGUCGCAUCCGGGACAUCAGUGGGACGAGUUCCAUUCAACUUUCAUCUCCGGCAAUCCUGACCAAUCUUAUACUGCCAGGCUGGAUUUUAUAAUCCGAGAUACCGACAGGAACUUCAACGAAGCCUUUGCUCUGACUCUUACGAUGGGGUGGGCCAGUUCACAUCAACAGCCCUUCGCCGUACUUUACGGCUCCGAAGGGUUGGUGGACACUGCCAGGCUGGCGAUCAGGAAUGUUCUUCCGGAAAACUUUCCAGACCUUGUCAAAGACGAUCUCGACUGGGGUAGCUCGCACGAGGAGACAUUUGAAAAGGCACUGGCGAGCAUUUGCACAAACCCCCAAUUUCAGGCUACGGAGGUACAGUUCGUCACCAAGAAGAUAAUGAUUCUGCACCGUGGCGUUCGCAAGGUUUCAGCUUUCGUCGCUACAUUUAGUGUCGAAUUAGAGACGCACAAGGACCAAGACGGCAUCAUCACCUAUCAUGCUUCUCUGUCUAGCAAGAUCUCGAGAGUGGAGGGUCGCAAUGCUAUGUUGGCUUUGAAAUCGACAUGA
Messenger RNA from Colletotrichum fioriniae, 1173 nucleotides. RefSeq lists its product as uncharacterized. The record is from RefSeq and is a predicted model, not a curated record. Lineage: Eukaryota; Fungi; Ascomycota; Sordariomycetes; Glomerellales; Glomerellaceae.